Molecule: messenger RNA, 808 nt
Organism: Syngnathoides biaculeatus (alligator pipefish)
Lineage: Eukaryota; Metazoa; Chordata; Actinopteri; Syngnathiformes; Syngnathidae
Gene: cabp7b
Product: calcium binding protein 7b
Exons: 5
Coding region: 27-668 (213 amino acids)
Molecular function (GO): calcium ion binding
Source: RefSeq, a predicted model, not a curated record
GUCGGCUCGCUCUCCUCGACGCAGAGAUGCCCGUGCGCGCCGUCACCACCAGGUUCAUGUACAAGGGGCUGUGCACCAUCCCGGACGUCCUCGCCUACCGGACCCCCGUCAGUCUGCCCGAAGACGAGCUGGAGGAAAUCCGAGAGGCCUUCAAAGUGUUCGACCGCGACGGGAACGGUUUCAUCUCCAAGCAGGAGCUGGGCAUGGCCAUGCGGUCCCUGGGGUACAUGCCCAAUGAGGUGGAGCUGGAAGUCAUCAUCCAGAGACUGGACAUGGACGGUGACGGCCAGGUGGACUUCGACGAGUUCGUCACGUUGCUCGGUCCCAAACUGUCUGCGGCCGGGAUGCCCGAUAAGUUCCACGGAGCGGACUUCGAUUCAGUCUUCUGGAAGUGCGACAUGCAGAAGCUGACGGUGGACGAGCUGAAGCGACUUUUGUACGACACCUUCCGGGACCACCUCACCAUGAAGGACAUCGAGAACAUCAUCAUGACCGAGGAAAAACACCUCAACAGUCCCGAGUCCCACGUCGACAUCGACACGAGCCCCACGCAACAGGAGAAGCACACGUGUGUGCGCAAAAGCCUGAUCUGUGCCUUCGCCAUCGCCUUCAUCAUCAGCGUCAUGCUCAUCGCCGCCAAUCAGAUGCUGCGGAGAGGAAUGAAGUAGCUCCAACGCCCGAAAGCAAAUUUCUCCGCGACGGAGGGCACGGUAAGCGCCGCGGGACCCGGCGGGGAACGACGACGCGGCCCGCCGAUCGAUGGCGCUCGACGACGAGGCCGCCGCGAUGGGGGGGUCGCGGACGAUGU